Meleagris gallopavo (turkey) is the source of this 2241-nucleotide messenger RNA. It is a transcript of the gene FSBP, whose product is annotated as fibrinogen silencer binding protein. Lineage: Eukaryota; Metazoa; Chordata; Aves; Galliformes; Phasianidae. Gene Ontology annotation, cellular component: nucleus. The record is from RefSeq and is a predicted model, not a curated record.
AUGUGCUAAUCUUUAAACCUUUAUGUUUUUAAAUCCUGUGUACGUCUGGUCUCUUCGUACAAAAGUGUAUUUUGCUUGUUUCUUCUCGUCUUCUUCAGUCUGAAGCCUUAUGUAGGUCAGGCUUGGCUUAAGCAGAUUUCCUGAACCUGCGUCAGCUUAAGCUGAAGGAAUUUUAAUAAACCCUCCCUUGUAGGCGUGGGCCUAAAUGAGACUAGCCUAGUUAAGCCUGAUCUUUUUCUGUUUGUGAAAAAGAGCUGAGCAGAGCUAGGGACUGCAUGGUGGCUUCGGGAGCUGCUUCCUUAAUUCAAAGCUAACAAUGGUCGGGAAGGCCAGAUCUUCUAAUUUCACCUUAUCUGAAAAGCUCGAUUUGCUAAAACUCGUGAAGCCUUACGUUAAAAUUCUCGAAGAACACACCAAUAAGCAUUCUGUAAUAGUGGAAAAAAACAAAUGCUGGGAUAUCAUAGCCGAUAACUACAAUGCCAUCGGAGUAGAUCGCCCGCCUCGCACCGCACAGGGCCUGCGCACGCUGUACAAGAGGCUCAAAGAAUAUGCCAAACAGGAGCUAUUGCAGCAAAAGGAGACUCAUUCAGACUGUAAAAGCAGCAUUUCCGAGCCAACCAAGAAAGUUGUGGAGAUGAUUCCACAGAUUUCCAAUGUGUGUUUAAGAGACAGGAGCGGUGUACAAAGCGCUAAUAUCGAUAAAGAAACAAUUGCUGGUACCAGUUCACCACAGGCAAUGUUGGAUCACCAUCCUGCUACAGUCAUGAUGGAGUUGCAAUCAGAAGAGGAUGUCAAACCUCCUCCUUCUUUGAUUAUAGACUCACAGCCAAGUGAGAACGUAGAACAAGAGGAAGAACACCAGUUGGUGCACAUUAUGGAAAGGUCUCCUUCAACGUCAGUAUCUUCAGUUGACAUGAGAGUUAUGAUGUCUCCCUCUCCUGUGCCAAGAAGAGAUGAGUUUUUUAGGCUUGAGGUUGGAGAACGCUUUAGACCAAUGUGUGGGUAUGACCCACAGAUGUUGCAAAUGCUGAAAGAAGAGCAUCAAAUAAUAUUAGAAAAUCAACGAAAAAUUGGGCUUUAUGUCCAAGAAAAAAGAGAUGGUUUGAAAAGAAAGCAGCAGCUGGAAGAAGAACUGUUGCGAACAAAAAUCAAAGUAGAGAAGCUAAAGGCAAUACGACUACGCCGUGAUCUGCCAGAAUACAGCAGUAUCUAAAUAUUUUAUUACCUCUGUCACAUCCCUUGAAAUACUUAAUAAUAAAUGCUUUUGCCCUAGCAAAACUGUUCCUUAUGUUAAUAUGGUCUUGAAAGAUGAAAGCCUAUUUUCCAUGUUGUUGUUUACGUACCAUAAUAAAAACACCUUGUAUGGGUUUGAGUGCACCAACUCUUCUGCUCUGAAGUAUAAUCAAAUCAUGUAGACUUAAGGAUGGUGAGAACCCCAAUUUCUUAAAUAUUUCAACUUACCUCUAACAAUUGCAGAAAGCAAUGUAGGUUGGUUCUUUUUCAAAAUUUGAUCAUAUGCGUUAUUUUUUCAAAUAAUUACCAAUCCUUUAUUACCUUAACGAACUUACUGGUUAGUAAACAUAUAAAAAGGAAGAGUAAGAAGCUAUGUUUAAAUAUGCUCUUCUUUUCAUGUUGGUAAUUCUUGUGACAGUGGUGAAAUUUUGCUGAUGUAUCAGCUUGGAAAACAAAAUUACUGGAUUGUUAUAUUUUUUUAAUGUUCAGUAGACAUUGAAUAAAUGUACAUCUUUUAAAAAGUUAAUACUUUUUAAUAUUGUUUUCAGUGGAUGAGUGUUUCCAUAGGGUACUAUGAAAAUAGAGACAAUGAAUGCAACAAUUCAUUUUUAAAACUGCAUGCAUGCAUAAUCUGUGUGUACAGUUACCAUGAUCGUAUAUUCUCUUAGAGUAAUUAUACUGGUCCUCAACCAGAAAAAAGUCUAAUAAGCUCACUUGCAUGCAUAAUUACUGCAGUGCAUGUGCAACCAAGACAGUUGCAGGUGCCUUUGAUCGAUAUCAAUAUGACUAUAAGCUAUCAAAGUGAAAUAGCUUCUGUAUGUAAGUCAUGUGACUCGAAAUCAGCAGAAGAUUCUUUGUUAUUCUUGGUACCUUUUAUAAAUGCUGUUGUUCUGCUCCUUUGAUUAGUUUCAAAUAAAAAGCCCAAAAUGAAAAAGAAAUCGAUUAUUCUGUCUGUCCUGGAAGCAGCACUUUCUUCUGCAUUUAUGAUCAGCAUUCAUAACUGGAAGA